This is a messenger RNA of Pomacea canaliculata, 993 nucleotides long. RefSeq names its product tectonin beta-propeller repeat-containing protein 1-like. The record is from RefSeq and is a predicted model, not a curated record. NCBI's taxonomy places the organism in Eukaryota, Metazoa, Mollusca, Gastropoda, Architaenioglossa, Ampullariidae. Bases 81 to 875 code for a protein of 264 amino acids. The transcript has 5 exons.
AAAAAGAAGAUGGACUUCGCAUUGUGACGUAUAAAGCAUCAAACUUCGUGAAAGCUUUCAGACAAAACAGAGUGAUAGAAAUGCUGAUAAUUCUGUGUCUUCUGGCUCUCACCUCAUCCUGCUGCGGCCAGUCAUGGAGGAAAGUGGAGGGAUCCAUGAAACAUGUGUCAAUAGGAAAAGCAGGCGUGUGGGCGGUUGAUACUGAUGAUAUGAUCUACUAUCGUGAGGGUACAUACCAGGAGCCAAAUGCUAUUGGCACAAGUUGGACGCACGUCCCCGGAGACUUCAAAGUCAUCGACGUCGGCACAGACAUCGUCGUCGGCAUCUACAAAUGGUUUGAGGUUUAUUACAGAAAGGAUAUCACAGCCGAAAAUCCUACAGGGUCGAGCUGGGUCAAACUGGACGGUUAUCUCAAUCACGUGACUGUGUCACCCCAUGGCGCCAUCUGGGGAAUUGGUGACUGGUAUUCGGUCUGGUUCAGGAAUGGCAUUAGCCUGGACAAUCCAGUGGGAACUGGUUGGCAGAAGGUUGAUGGGCGCUUCACAAAGAUUUAUGCAGGACCGUCUGGCGUGUGGACGGUCGACUACCGCGACAACAUUUUUUACCGAGAGGGAACCUAUGGGGGAAACAUCACGGUGGGCAGAGGAUGGACCAAAGUAGAUGGAAAUCUUGUAUACGUCGCUUCCGGUUCAGAUGUGGUGGUUGGCUUGAACAGGGGGCACAAGCUCUUUCGCAGAACUGGAAUCAGUGAAACAAAUCCCACAGGAGAUCGAUGGGUGCCCAUGGAUGGACAACUGUUCAGGAUUGACGAGUAUGGCGGUACUAUGUGGGGGGUUAGGUCAGGAUGGAAUAUCUUUACAUCGCCCACCAACUAACACGUCACCAUAAGCAACAACCUCUCGAUUCUAGAUGAUUUCUAUUCGACAAUUUUAACUGUUUUCCAAAUAAAGGCUGUAACUUAGGCCUUUAACAAUAAAAAGUUAUUUAAUCUGA